GGCCCAAACUAAUUAAUUGAAUCUGGAACGUUGUAGAAUGUAGAACCUACAAACGCAGACCGAAUAAUGGAAGACUUGGAAACGGUUCUAUGGAAAGUUUGGAAACACCUCGAAAGUUCUGGCUCCAUCGUUUCUCUCGUAUAUGAAUGCGUUCGUGCUCCUUCCGUCGCUCAUCGAAGUUAAUCCAGCUAAAUUAAUCAUCAAAUUCGUACUCCAAUUCAAUUCCUAACAGAAGUACCAAUUCAGAUUUGAGUCAAUCAUGUCUCUGAUUCCAAGCAUCUUCGGAGGUCGCCGGAGCCACGUUUCCGACCCAUUCUCUCUGGAUAUUUGGGAUCCUUUCCAAGGUUUCCCGUUUUCCAACGCCGUCGGCUCUGCACGGGAAACGUCGGCGUUUGCGAACGCGCAGAUCGACUGGAAAGAGACGCCGGAGGCUCACGUGUUCAAGGCGGAUCUACCGGGGCUGAAGAAGGAGGAGGUGAAAGUGGAGGUGGAGGAAGGGAAGGUGCUGCAGAUCAGUGGGGAAAGGAGCAAGGAGCAGGAGGAGAAGAACGACCAGUGGCACCGCGUAGAGCGGAGCAGCGGCAAAUUCCUUCGGAGGUUCCGGUUGCCGGAGAAUGCUAAAUUGGAUCAGGUGAAAGCGUCAAUGGAGAAUGGUGUGCUCACUGUAACUGUUCCCAAAGAGGAGGUGAAGAAACCUGAGAUCAAAUCCAUUGAGAUCUCCGGUUAGAUCUCUGCAAUGGCAAUAAGCUAAUUAGUAAUUAAGCUUAUCCUGCUCUGUGUUCUUUUGGGUGAAUAAGGAAUGUGUUGUGAUAAGAUAUUUGUGUCAAUUGUUCGAAAAGUUCUUGAAAUGCCAUGUAUUUCUAGUACAUUAUACGGAAUAUGUUGGCAUUUUAUGCAAAUGUUGCAUAAUUUCUUGAAAAAAAUAGUGUUAAAUUUGUUGGAAAGAUAGUAUUGCAAGUAUUUUUUUAUUUUUAAUAUUUUGAACAAAGUAUAGAAAUAUAUGGCUCAUAGUACAUUUUAUAAAUUGUUUUUGUUCUAUUAAUUUAAUGAUUGAAAAAAUGUAAAAAAAGCAUUAAGCAUUCUACGAUACUAGUCAA
Cuscuta epithymum is the source of this 1097-nucleotide messenger RNA. The record is from the annotation of a GenBank genome assembly. NCBI's taxonomy places the organism in Eukaryota, Viridiplantae, Streptophyta, Magnoliopsida, Solanales, Convolvulaceae.